Biomphalaria glabrata is the source of this 1699-nucleotide messenger RNA. RefSeq lists its product as uncharacterized. Gene Ontology annotation, biological process: cell adhesion. The record is from RefSeq and is a predicted model, not a curated record. Gene Ontology annotation, molecular function: carbohydrate binding. The coding region runs from base 82 to 939 and encodes 285 amino acids. The transcript has 3 exons. NCBI's taxonomy places the organism in Eukaryota, Metazoa, Mollusca, Gastropoda, Planorbidae.
AUAUAUAUAAACUUAAUGCUAUUUGAAAAGUGUAUGAUACAAGAAACAACACUGUAGACGUAAAAUUUAAGAGCUUCAACAAUGUCAGCAGCGAGCAUCAGUGCAAGUUCUGUUAUAUUCGUUGUUGUCUUUGCUUGUAUGAACUUAGGCACUGUCCAACUCUCAGACUCCAACAAUAUUACACAGCCUGACUCUCAAGACAACAGCCCAUAUGUUGAGGUGAACUGGAGAAGGUCUGAAGAAGAUCAAAUAGGCCAUCAUGCGUGUACUGCCAGAAAACUGGAUGACAACAGCGAAGAAGUCACCUGCUCCACCCAAGUCAAGUUUAGACAGAACAGAUUAGAUGGCUUGUCGGAGAAAACGCAGAGUUUACAAGAUAGGUUGAAACAACUUGAAGCUACGGUGGAACAUAGAUUAAACGGCUUGUCGGAGAAAACGCAGAGUUUACAGGACAGGUUGAAUCUACUUGAAACUACAGUGGAACGCUUUCAAAAUGAUAAUUCCAAUGAAGUUUGGUCAAACGUAUCUGCAAGAGUUAACACGCUAAUUGUUCAACUGAAUCACACGAGUGAUCUGAAACAGAAACUUCUUACAACAUCAAUUGAUAUUAACACUAUCAAAAACACUUUGUCCAAUAUCCGCACUGAAGAUGGCAAAGUUAAUUGUGGACCUAGCGAUCGGUUCAAAUUUGUUCCAUCGGAGGGUCUAACAAACAGAGUUAAUUUCAUAAGGGUUAACUUCCAACAACCUUUCUCUAAAAUACCACUGAUCUGGGGAUCCCUGAGAACAAUUGAUGUAGACAAAAACACAAAUCUAAGAUAUGUUUUUUCAGUGAGAGAAGUUAAUACUACAGGGUUCACUUUAGGAUGCCAUACAUGGGGUGAUACAAGACUGGCUGGAAUAGAAUACCAAUGGCGAGCAACUACACCGUUCAACUGAUAUCUAUGAGUCUUUUUAUAUCUCCAACACGACAUAUGACACAAUGAAACAUUAUGAAUGCUUUUUACAAAGCUUAUAUCAACUCACUCUAUUUGUCUGUUUGUACAUGUAACAUGACACCCAAUCUCUCAUCUUGCAGUAAAUUUGCACAAUUACUUCUUUGGCAACACAAAAUUCAUAAAAAAAUUAAUUAGUUAAUUAAUUAACUAUUGGGAAUUAAUUAUUUUGUUUGGUAUCAAACAAAAGAAAAAAAUCAUAAUUGACUAAUGUGGUGGAGUAAGCUUAAUUAGCUCCCCUUAAAUUAUGUAAAAAGAAAUAGGUGAUUGCUUUAAAGUUUGAAACUAACAAUAGAUAAUUAUAAAACCUUCUUUUUUAUAAGCAUUUCACUGGCACAAUGGUUAGUGUGUUAGCUUGAGGAGGCUUGAGCCCUCGAAUUCGAACUCAGGUCGUUCCCACUUUUUAUUUUAUUAAUGCAUUUAAAAAGUGUUCAGGGUAAUCUUUACACGAUAAAUAUCUCCUUUCCAAAUGGUCCAGAAAAGUGAUGGGACUAUAGCGUAUUGAGAAAUCUUAAAGUAUGAAAUUGCGCUAAACAAUUGAUAAAAAAUAUUUCUAAUAGCACUGAUUAAUUAUUGUAAUAUAUAUCUUUUACAAAUGUAUUUACAUGACUGCAUAGAGUGGGAAGCGUGGUCGAGAGGAUAUGUUGAUAUGGUGCGCAAAGGUGCACGCGUUCAAUAUAAUAAAGUAUCAUUCUCCGCCAUGA